Messenger RNA from Micropterus dolomieu (smallmouth bass), 1135 nucleotides. RefSeq names its product polyglutamine binding protein 1 (gene pqbp1). NCBI's taxonomy places the organism in Eukaryota, Metazoa, Chordata, Actinopteri, Centrarchiformes, Centrarchidae. The record is from RefSeq and is a predicted model, not a curated record. The transcript has 8 exons. Gene Ontology annotation, cellular component: cytoplasm; nuclear body. Gene Ontology annotation, molecular function: protein binding; ribonucleoprotein complex binding. Bases 194 to 865 code for a protein of 223 amino acids. Gene Ontology annotation, biological process: alternative mRNA splicing, via spliceosome.
CGCCGUGUGCUGUUUUGGAUAGUCGCAUCGCGCACUCUCCUCGACGAUCAAAAAGGCGAUUUUCUUAAAAGAAAUAGGGACGUUUUCUCAGCCACCCAGGCUUUAAUCCUGUCCUCAGAGACAUUUACUUACAUCUCAUCUCAGGAUAACUUUCAGAAGAGUCACAACAAUAUUGCUGUUGGACAAUACCGGGAUGCCUCUUCCCCCCGCGCUGCUGGCUCGCUUGGCCAAGAGAGGGAUUGUUAAACCGUCAGAGCAAGAGGUAGACGAGGAGAUUAUUGCUGAAGAUUACGAUGACAACAACGUAGAUUAUGAAGCCACCAGAGUGGAGAAUCUACCACCAAACUGGUAUAAAGUGUUUGACCUAGCUUGUGGUCUUCCUUAUUACUGGAAUGUGGAGACAGAUUUAGUGGCCUGGCUGUCCCCAAAUGACCCAGCUGCAGUGGUAACAAAGCCUGCGAAGAAAAUUAGAGCUGAGGGGGGGGAUGAAAGAGUUGAGAGGCCGUUUGAGAAGCCGGACAGAGAGCGAGAGCGGGAAAGAGACAAAGAUCGGGAAAGGGAUCGGGACAGGGACCGAGAGAGGGAUGAAGGGAGGGACAGAGACAGAAGGAAGCAGCGGAGAGAAGACAUGGCGCCGUACAGUAAGAACAAAAGAGGGAGAAAAGAUGAUGAGAUGGACCCCAUGGAUCCAAGUGCUUAUUCUGAUGCCCCAAGGGGCACAUGGUCAAGCGGCCUGCCCAAGCGUAAUGAAGCAAAGACGGGUGCUGAUACCACAGCGGCAGGGCCUCUGUUCCAGCAGCGGCCGUAUCCCAGUCCGGGAGCCGUGCUUCGGGCUAACGCAGCAAACCAAAUACCCAAGGAGUAAGCUGAGCGGCCCUGGAAACAACUAACAAAGACAGAGCUGUACAGUUUGGCAUCACUUUGCUCACAUCGUAGCAUCUGCCGUUCAUUCUUUUUAUUCUGAAAUGAGUUUACAUGUCAGAAAUUGAGUGCUGAGCUUUUCUACCACCAGUGCAUUCAUAAACUUUUCAAACAUGUAGAACAGUUGUAAAUAUGUUUUUAUAUGACCUCUUAUUGUUACUAGGGCCAUUUAUCGUCAUCAUUUGCUAAUAAAUUUAAAGAUUACUGUGAAAAA